CGAGUGCACUUUCGCAAGACUCCCUCGUUCCGUACAAGCUCGGAGGUGCAUCGUUUUCAUUUAUUUAUUUUUUUCUCGCUUGUACACUCUCAAAAUUAUACGGCCACUCGAGAAAAGCCAUGAAACUGUUCAUCUUAGCACUCGUUGCUUCCAUUCAAUUGGGGUGCAGUAUGUCAGCUGUGAUAACACAGCAGGAGUUCAACAGCGUCCUUCAACGCGUUGGUUCGCCCCAGCCGGCGGCCGACAUCUACCCGAACUUCGCAAGGGCCACCGCUGACUUUACACGCGAAGAAAUCGCCAUGCUGCUCGCUCAGCUCAUCCACGAAAGCGGUGGCUUUCGUUAUCGCGAAGAAAUCGUUUGCACGACGGGCAACCACUGCGAGGGUCUGUACAAGGACGACAUCGGCCGGCCCAACAAGAAUUACUACGGCCGCGGCUUCAUACAGCUGACCUGGGGACGCAACUACAGGGACGCCUCGCGCGCUCUGAACCUCGGGGACUACUUGCUCGACCAUCCGGAGGUCGUGGCUCAGGAUACCAAGGUGGCCAUGGACACGAGCGUCUGGUACUGGAAGGACAGGGUCAGGCCGGAGUUGAGGAAGAGUCCGAACCAAUUUGGGGCCACCACUCGCGCCAUCAACGGGCCCAUCGAGUGCUCGAAAGGCCCGAACGAGAGGGCGCAGAAUAGGUACAAGAUUUACCAACAGGUUGCCGAUGUGCUCAACAUUCGGAACAGGGCGUCGGAGAAUGGCUGCUACAAUUGAUUUCACUUGUCUAAACCUCAUGUUGUACCACUGAUAUUAAAUGAAUAAUAAAAACGAGAGGAUGAACAUA
Copidosoma floridanum is the source of this 834-nucleotide messenger RNA. RefSeq lists its product as uncharacterized. Gene Ontology annotation, biological process: cell wall macromolecule catabolic process; chitin catabolic process. The record is from RefSeq and is a predicted model, not a curated record. NCBI's taxonomy places the organism in Eukaryota, Metazoa, Arthropoda, Insecta, Hymenoptera, Encyrtidae. Gene Ontology annotation, molecular function: chitinase activity.